Megalopta genalis is the source of this 3602-nucleotide messenger RNA. The record is from RefSeq and is a predicted model, not a curated record. NCBI's taxonomy places the organism in Eukaryota, Metazoa, Arthropoda, Insecta, Hymenoptera, Halictidae.
GUUGUAUAAGUAACGAAGCAAGUAGUGACAGCAGCCGGAGGGGAAAAAUGGCUGACAGCGAGAAGGAGGAGGCUCACAAUCUCCAGAUGGAGUUUGAAUGGGUUCUUCACGAAGAAGUUCAUUCUUCCUUGUCACAAUUGAGGAAUAUUUUAAUGGAAUGUGCGCAAAGAUUUCCAUUAGCAUUAUUUGGCAAUGAUCAACAUAAUAAGACAGACAGAUUUAUAUUUGCUGCCCCUCAUGAUCAAGUAAAAUGCGUAGCCGUUUUAACUGGUGAUAGCAUAACAAAUGCGGAAGUUAAUUUUAAAGUUCAACGUCAACAAAAUGUUAAUAUGAGAACAAGUAUACAAAAUGAACAUCCAUGGAAGUUACAACAAAUACAAGAUGCUGCCAAUCACUUGCAACAAGCUAUUGCACACAUAGACAAUGUUGAUCGUCAUUAUCCUUUCAAAACAUCGGACGAAGUUAUGCAUGUAUUAGGAAAUAUAUUGGGUUGCCUUCAACGCAGUCGAACAAGUUUAAUAGUUCCUAGGAAGAAGACAAUCGAUGAUCUUAUUAAAAGUCGGAAUAUGAAAUCAUUGAAUCCAAAUCUACCUGAAAAUUUGGCUAUAAGUUUUUAUAUACAAAGUUAUAAGCUGGUUCUGGCAGUAUAUCAACUAGAGAAUUCACAUGGUAGUGUAAAAUAUGAGACACAGCAAGCAGAAUGCAGUGUACCCUGGUUAAAUGAAGCUUUAGUAUUGCUAACUAUAGCACUGCAGCUUUGUCAGCGAUUAAAAGACAAGAUCUGUGUUUUCUCUCAGUACAAAGAUUUUACUGUGGGUUCUUGUGUUCCUUCUACAACAACAUGGUAAUCGGAAUAUAAAUAUAUUAAACGAUUAUUAGUUGAAGAAAUAUUUUGUAUAAAUGCAAUGCAAUAUGCCACAUUUAAUGCUCUGGUAGCAUUUUGGUGGAUUUUAUUUUGACAAUGAAAUUUGAUUGUGAAUAAGGAGUUUAUGGAGUGCUUGUAACAUUUUCUGAAUCAUAUGCAGUGAUAAGUAAAACUAAACACACUUUCAACAUUUUUGGAAAUGUAUUAAUUUAGACUUAAUAUACAUAUAGUCUAUAGUAUCGGAGAUCGUUUGCUUCUGUUAUAGCAUACGUUCGUUGGGGUAAGUUUUAUAACAGUAGUCAGGAUCGAUUCCUUACCAUUCUUCUUGAAUUUUGAUCCAAAAAUUAUCAACGUUGAUAUUAUUAAAUGAGUUCACAAAUUUUCAAUUGUAUUUAAAUUCAGACUCUAUAUGUUUUGUAUCUCGAUUCCGCUAGAGUGUCACUUUGUCGUCGAGAUAAGGCAAGUUCUCUAUCAUUUCCAGUAAAUGAGAUUGUAAAAUUAAUUUGUAACAACUUCAACUCGAUGUAUUUUAUCUGUUACAUACAAUGGCAUACGUUCCCAUAUCAUGAUUGAGUCGGUAUCGUGUUUUAAUAUCACUCUCAUGUGUUAUUGUUUAAGACUUUUCUUUGUUUCUUCCAAUAUCAAGUUUUACUAUCUGACAAAAAUCAAUUAUAGUUCAAUUAUAGUUUUUCAAUUAUAGCGCACCUUCUUAACAUUUUCCUUAGAUAUUAUAUAGGUUUCUCUUCUUUUCAUCGCACAUAUAACUAUGGAUUUCUUAAUUUCUUUAUCGUCAUCUACUUGCUAAUCAAUCUCCCUGUGAUUUCCUUUUAAACCUUCGCCAACACGUGAAUAUACCUGUACAACAAUCUUCUAUCUUGUGCUGUUGGUGAUUUUGGUAGCAAUGCUUUUCUUGAUUUCAUUAGACACGGGUCUCGUUUGUUUAAAGAAAAUUUACAACAAUACUUUAUGGAUCUCACAUCUACUAUUGCAAAGAACUAGUAUGAAUAUCAACAAAGAUUAAUGCAAAGUUGAGUUAAAAGAUUUAUUAAAUUCAAAAAGAUACAAAAAAUAAUUAAGGUCUUGAAAAAUAGCAUAUAACACAGAUUCUAAUACAAUGUUUGACACAAAACAGAAAUUGUUGCAAAUUUUGUAAAGUGUGUUGUAUUUUGCUCAUCACUGUAUGUAUAAAAUUUUGAGAAAUUAGGGACUACUGUACACAUUGGUACAAGUUCUAUGAUCCUUCUCUACUUUACUAUACAGUGAUUCUAAAAGUAUUUUGUUAGUAAUUUUAUGUCGACAAUUAUGGAAUUAUUUUAUCUUUUAGGUACUAUCUUUUUGGUUCUGUUUAAAGAUCUUCACUCUAAUAAUUACUGGUAACUGUCGAUUGUUAUUCAAUUGACUAGCAAAAUAGUUCAGUAAUAUAUAUAUAUUAUUCAGUAAUAUAUAUACUAUAUUUUCUGUGAUCACACAUUUGGAAUGUUAUAGUAAUCAUUUCCUUAUUGGAUUUUGAAUCAUUUUAUAUAAUUGAUUAUUCUAAUCAUUUUCAGCUGUUAUUUAUUUUUGUCACCAAAGAAUAUUUAGUAUACACUGACCUUCAUUGUCAUGGAUGGUAUGACGUUCCUUUCAUGAUUCUAUAUUUACAGGGUGUACAAUUAUAUAUGUCAAAUAUUUUAAGAACUCUACUCAAGAACUUGUUGUAACUGCUUUGUUUUCAAGUUCUUAGCGAUUGAAAUCGACGCAUUUCGUUGUGCUUUCUUUUUUGACUUGACUGACAAGUUUCAUUAUUAAUGGAGCAAAAAAAUGUUUAAUACAUCAUGGAAAUAGGAUUUUAAAAACGAAUCUGUUACAUCAUUCGCAUCAUUCUUCAUUUUAGAUUGAUUUACAUUUGCAUAUUUAUUUCUUUAAAUAUAUUUGACGCAUAUAAUUGAACACCAUUUAUGUUCACAUAUAAAUGUCUGAGUUAUAGUCCUAUUUAAUAAUGAAUGUCAUCAGUAAAGUAGACGCUAAUAUAGUAAUUAUUCAUGAGUGUUAUUAAUAUUUAGAUGCAAACACUAAUUAGUAUACACUUAAAUACAAUUGUGUCAGAUAUAUAGUUAUAUUGAAAUAACAACAAUAUAGGAAUACAAUUUUUAAAUUCAAGUUGGAUAUGUUCUUUUUACAAAAGUAUUAAGCAUAAGCAAUCUUGUAUUAUUAAUCAUCAUGUGUAUGCAUCACUGUCUUGAACUUCUUACUAUUUACUAAAGUUUAAUUCUUUGGUUUACAAUACUGGACUGUCUUUCAAUAUGACAAAAAUGGUGUAGAACAUAAUCGUAAAAUUAUUUCUCACAGAUAAUGCAAAAAAUAGUUUGAAGUAGUAUUUCUUGUUGUGCAUACAUGACCAGGAUGAACAAACUUAUUACUCGCUUAAUCAAUAUAAAAAUUUUAUCCAUACUGUAUUUUAGUGAAGGUUAAUAGUGUUCGUUAAAUUAUAAAUUAUUUAACAAAAAAUAUUUACAAACUUCUGUAAAAUUAUUACCUUUGCCAUUCGUUAGUCAUAUAGAAACUAUAUGUAUUUAUAUCAGUCUAAGUACGAAUACAUGAGGUAAUUCUAAUCAUAAAAAACGUAACAACUUUCCGCGCAACAUGUCGAAAAAUAAUGAAAAUAUAUUAAUAAGUAAUGCAGUAUAAUAAUUUAAUUAAGAAGAUGUUUGUGUGUGUAGCAAAAAUAAAGUCUUAAAAGUAGGCAAUAAAAUAAAUA